Gymnodraco acuticeps is the source of this 4255-nucleotide messenger RNA. It is a transcript of the gene samd1b, whose product is annotated as sterile alpha motif domain containing 1b. Bases 116 to 2110 code for a protein of 664 amino acids. Lineage: Eukaryota; Metazoa; Chordata; Actinopteri; Perciformes; Bathydraconidae. The record is from RefSeq and is a predicted model, not a curated record. Gene Ontology annotation, molecular function: DNA binding; protein binding. The transcript is spliced from 7 exons.
CCGGGGAUCGCACUCUGGCUUCCCUGCUUUGACAUAGCGUCACUUGUGAAACAGAAGAGGAGGAAGGAAGAAAAGAGGCACUCGGGCCAAAACCCAUCUGCACCAGCAGGAGAAGAUGUCCGAGCCCAAUAAGUACCGAGAGUGGAUCCUGGAAACAAUCGACUCUCUCCGCUUGAGGAAAGCCCGUCCCGAUCUGGAGAGGAUUUGUCGAAUGGUCCGAAGACGACACGGGUCAGACCCGGACCGAACCAGGACAGAACUGGAUAAACUGAUACAAGAGCAGACCGUGCUCAAAGUUAGCUACAAGGGCUCUAUAUCGUACCGGAAUGCGGCGAAGGUGCAGAGGAAAAGCCGAAAGAAGAGUGAGUUUACGGCCGCUGGCAGUAGCAGCAGCGGCGCGGAGGCAGCGAGGGAGCGGACCAAACACCACCAUCCGAACAACAACAGUGCUCACAGCUUCACCGACCAGGAGGAGGAAGAGGAGGACUCGGAGCCCAGCCCAGGUCCCCACACUCAAACAUCAGCCACCGACAAGAAGCCCAAGCCUGCCUCCAGCCCGAGUAGCGGAAACGGGUUCCAGAGCUGUGGCGCAACAUCGGGCUGCGCUGUCGGGAGCGGCAGUGAAGAGGAGAAAGCAAGUGCACCUAGAGACGAGGGAUUAGGACAGCAGGGAGUGGGGGACUGUAACAUAACACACGCACACGACGACGGCGGUGGCGAUGCCAGCGGGAUAACGCCGAGCGAAGCCGAUGCAGUUCGGGGAGAAAAGGAGCGAUGUUUGUCCCGAGAUGACACCCAGAACAAAACUUCCUCCGGGAGCGUCGGCGACCACCCGCAGCAACAGAGAGAGACUGCGCCCCUCAAGCCCAAACUUGAAGGAGGAGGAGGAGGGGGCACCAAAACAGCGGGGAACCACGCCAACUCCGACCUGGGCGACAGACUGGUGGCUUCUGUUCGCCGCCUGUCCGAAAAGAGCAUCCGAGGGGGCUCUACCAGCGCCACCAGAGGCCACAUGCAGCCGCUCGGGCUGAAGGAGAUCGUGGGCUACCUGAGCAGCCAAGAGCGGCUGUCGGAGGAGAAGCUGACCCGAGGCAAAGUCAAAGUGGUCAUGGAGAGAGAGGUGGCGAGGGGCCGGCUACGCAGGACCCGCUGCGGGAACAUCACUUUGCCGCUGAGGGGGGUGGUGACGGAGGACCCGAGGACCGCGGACAGACUUGUGAAGAGCGCACUGCAGGACACGGUGACAAAGCCGCUGUCCCCCUCUCCCAGGGAGAAUGAGGCGAUGGAAACAGCCAGUGAAGAAGAGGAAGAGGAGGAGGAUCCCCGGAGCUCAGACGAGGAGGAAGGUCUAUCCCCUGUAGCCAUGACAACCGAUCCGGAGCUCAUUGAGAAAACCUCAGAAGAUGCUCCAGAGAUCCAGGCGGCAUCAAAGCAGGAGAGCUCCCCGCAGCAGCACGGGGGUAAAGGGAUGGGUGGGAUUGAUUCCCUCACCAGGACGGAGCUUCCAUCUGUUCAAGGAGCUUCACUGUGCUCAUGUAACAGCGCACACUUAGAGGAGAGAGCUGUCCGUCCUGAUCAGCUACAGAAGGAGGCACAUAGUGUGUCAGGAUGGAUCCCUUGUCUUUUUCUCUGCAAACAAAAUGUACCUACGGGUACAAAUAAAGAACCUGACCCCUCUCUCCUCCACAUACAGGAUGACACAACCAACCACACCUCCUCAGGCUUUAACAGCCUGGAGUGUAAGACAGAGGUUGGCAUGUCGUCCUGCCUGCUCACACCCACUGCCUCCCCGAGAGACUCCGGCGUGUGUGAGGAGCGAGGGAUGAACGGAGGACUUGGCGGUGGAGGAGGUUUUAUAAAGUCCGAGGGGACCAUUGGGAGCCCGAUGGACUGGACAGUGUCCGAUGUGGUCAGUUAUUUCACAGAAGCAGGUUUCCCUGAGCAGGCGGCUGCAUUCGGGACCCAGGAAAUUGAUGGCAAGUCUCUUCUCCUGAUGCAGCGUAACGAUGUUUUGACCGGCCUGUCGAUCAGACUCGGCCCCGCCCUCAAGAUCUACGAGCGCCAUGUAAAGGUUCUGCAGAAAACACACUUUGAUGAGGAGGACUGUUAACAACAGAAAUACACACAGACCGUUGUGUCUGUUGUAUCUACAUAUAGCUCCAGUUAUCAAAUACUAUACAACUAUAUGCAUGAUAUACAAUACACUUCAAUGUUCAUCUCAUGUGCAACAGCACACACACACACACACACACACACACACACACACACACACACACACACACACACACACACACACACACACACACACACUGUGAAUGCUCUGUCCCAGAAACAACACACAAAAGUAGAGCUGGAAAGGAGCCAAAAGGAGCACAAAUGUUGGAGUGAGUAAGAAGACUUAAAAUGUAAGAUGCAGAGGAUGCACAAAAUAAUGCAAUAUCCCCAAUAUCAAGCACUUUGAAAUGUAUCGACCAAACUGUGCAAAAUGUUUUCUUUGUGUUUAUAUAUUAGUUUGUUCUGACCUUUAUGCACAUUUUGAAAGAGGUCGGGUCUGUGUGGAAGUUAUAAAAAAAACCUUUGGCUUUUUGAGGCACUGAUGCAAGGGUUACUUGCUUGUAGGUGUGUGUUUUGUACACAUACUGUGAGUGUGUGUAGAGGCAUGGAAUAGUAGGUUGGAUUGAGCAGAAACAUUCCCUGAAACUUAGAUGGUUGGCUCGCUGACCCGUCAGUCGUCCUAUAAGGAUAAAAUCCCGUGCAGGGUCGAUGACCUUGUACAAGGUCAUUGGACAAAGCAAUAAACUCGUAAUUCCCCCCUAGAUGUUCGAGAGGUUGUUGGAUCUUGUCAGCUCGCUGAUCGGCAGUAUAUUUCAGAUAUAAAACUCUUUGACAUAAUGUUUUUAAGCAGAGCUCGCAUGAUCUGUUCUGACCUAUGCAUCAGCACAUUGGGGGCCAGUUUCACAGACAGAUUGUGGCUUAGAUCAAACCAGUCAGACUCCGAGAUGUCAAAAUGAUCGACUGUAAAAAUGUUUGAAACAUCAUGCAUUCUUAUUACUCUACUCUUAUUCUAAUCAUGAAUCGAGAGCCAUGUUUUCCCUUUAUAUAGUUGUUGGGUGCCACUGGUCACCAUUGUAACCAGGUGAUUGUAGUCAUAGAAACAUGGCUCUUAGUUCAGAGUUAGCGUUGGGGUACAGCAGCUUAAUUUUAGGUCCCCAAUUUUUUUUAACUUGCAUUAGACUCACCUUAGUAGGAUAUUAAGACCGGACUAACACUACACACAAGUCUUUAUAUGAAACUGGCCUCAGAAAUAUUGAUCAAACACGCCGGCUCACUGAACUGAAAUCAGCAGAACAAUCGGAUCUCACUUAGAGUGUAAGUAUAUAAAAAAUGAUGUCCAUCCAAUACAUCAGCCUCCAUUUUGUAAGUAACUGAGAAACAACUAUCUAACUGAAAGAUGUUAUGGCAGGGUAAAGCUGAGUCAAUCAAUAAUCUCAUAACACCAGCAUUUUUCAACUAUUACCGGUCAAACCUUAGAAAACCAAUGCUGCCAAAUGAUCACACGUCUCAUUCCCACCGUCACUGUCACGACAAAUAUUCCAGGUUUGGUAUCUUUGUGCAUGAAUUAUAAAAUGAUAUUUAUCUUUUCUCAUAUUUGUGUUUAUCUUCUGUUUGUCAUGUUCUGAAUGUUUUCAGUCCACUCUCAACACACCAAUAGUUCUUAAAACCUCCUCUACCUCUUUCCCCUUCACUUUCACUUACUUUGCAUAUCCAGAAACACGUUACAGUAGGCCUGUCACAAUUCUGUUCUUAAGAAUUUUCAGAAUGUGAAAGAAAUAUUAAAAUAUCACAAAAAAAGACCACACGUCCAAAACAAGUUAGAUUAGUUUUUGGUCUCUGUUAACAAAAAUGUGCAAUACCCAAAUCAUUGAAUGUUGGCUAAAGUGUUGGUGACAUUGUUAUGUAAACAAAAAUGCAUGGAAAACAACAUGCAUAUAACAACAGGUAGUACUGAGAUCAAAAAUGUUUGAGUUCACAUACUUUAGUCUAAAUUUCAAGUUAUUUCACUUAUUUUAACAUGUAUGUUACUAUUUUUGUUGCCACUGUUAUCAAUCAAAUCAAUUCAUUGUCAUUAGUUGAACCUGUUGGAGCGGACAGCUGUGUCUGAGUCCAGAUUCUCAUGAGGGUAAUGUACAGUGUGUCUCAAGUUAUUUGUUAAAAUACUUUUUUUGUAAUAAAAGUUUUAAUUAAAACACCAAAG